GAUAACACUCCCUGAAACAAAAAGGCAUCAGUUGGCCUGCGGUUUCUGGCCAUCGUUCACAGGUUCCAACCAAAACCAUGGGGCUCCUCACUCGCUAUAUACCCACCACCACCUCACUCUGCAAACCUCACUGAAAGCACCAGGAAGAGAAAGAAGAAGAAGAAGAUGAUCUCCUUGCAGUCAUGGGUCGCCGAGCACAAGCUCACAAGCAUCGGUGCUGUUUGGGCUUCGGCGCUGGGGACGUCGAUGGCGGUGGCCCGCUGGAGGACCCCCAUGGUGAAGACCAGCCUCCGGCUCAUCCACGCCAGGAUGCACGCGCAGGCGCUGGCGCUGGCGGUGCUGUCGGGAGCGGCGCUGCUGCACCACUACGACGUCGCGGGGGAAGACCGCAGGGCGGCGGCGAUGGAUGAUGGCGAAGAUGUCAACACUCCCAGUCCAUUUGCUUAGUUGAGGAAGGGAUAUAAUGGAAGAAAAUAAAACGGUCUAGCUAGUGACGCUGAUCGAGUAUAUUAAUGUACCUUGUUGAAGUAUGUGAGCCAUUAAAUGCUCUAUUAAUGCCAGUUUCUUGGAUC
Messenger RNA from Zingiber officinale, 572 nucleotides. RefSeq lists its product as uncharacterized. The transcript is spliced from 3 exons. The record is from RefSeq and is a predicted model, not a curated record. NCBI's taxonomy places the organism in Eukaryota, Viridiplantae, Streptophyta, Magnoliopsida, Zingiberales, Zingiberaceae. Gene Ontology annotation, biological process: mitochondrial respiratory chain complex IV assembly. Bases 166 to 447 code for a protein of 93 amino acids. Gene Ontology annotation, cellular component: mitochondrial inner membrane.